Messenger RNA from Tuber aestivum (summer truffle), 1981 nucleotides. The record is from the annotation of a GenBank genome assembly. Lineage: Eukaryota; Fungi; Ascomycota; Pezizomycetes; Pezizales; Tuberaceae.
GAGAUUUUCUGUCGUCGAAUGAAGGUAAUUUGAAGGAAAGAAAAGAGGACAUUCGCAGUCGAAAAAAGUGAGACCAGCUUUGUAGACUUUGGAGAGCUUCGUCUAAUGCCCCACCAUCCCCUGGCCCUAACCCUUGUUCCGGUCUGUUCUCGUCCACUGGACUUCCCUCCUCUUUCUCCUCCUCUGCUGCCCUCCUCCCCUUCUUAACCCUUCUUAACCCUUCAUCGCCCCUCUCUCCGCCUAUUCUCCUCCUCCUCCUUGUCAUCCCACUCGAGUCCCACAAAGGGUCUUCCCGCCCAUCCCAAUAUAUUACUCUUUCUCCUUUACCUUUCUCGGAGAAGGUGGACGACCAUAGAUUACCCGUUUUCUCCAGAUAGAUAAAGCGCAGAGAGCCCUUGCCGAUACACAACCAAUCACACAUCUGAGCAUUCACUCACCAUGGCAUCCAUAGCCCACACCCUCACUCGUGCUUCGAGGAAAGCAUCCUUCACCUUCACUCCCCUCCGCCGUAAUCUCACAACGGCAACUCGUACCCGCCCAACUGCCUCUAUCGCCACACCCAUUAGACAGACUGGCCGCCGUGGAUAUGCUUCAGGCGGUUCAACGAGCGGGGGUUCUAGCAAGAUUGUCAUCCCCUUGGGUCUUGGUUUGAUUGGUGCUGCGGGUUACUAUGCUUACUCCAAUGAUCUUCUCCCCCCCGCAUUUUCCGGCGCCCAGGCCUCUGGCUUAAAGACUGGUGGUGCAUUCACCCCCACUAAGGAUGACUUCCAGAGGGUCUAUAACGAUGUCGCGGAGCUCUUGGAGAAUAAUGAUUACGACGAUGGUUCCUACGGGCCUGUAUGUAUCCCAAUUUUAAUUCCCGUUAACAUCUAUCGUCCGGUAAUUGACAAUGAUGUUGUAAAAAGGUAGUAGUCCGCCUUGGGUGGCACGCAUCUGGAACCUAUGAUAAGGAGACCAAGACUGGAGGUUCCAAUGGAGCCACCAUGCGUUUCGCCCCCGAGUCGGAACAUGGUGCAAAUGCUGGUUUGAAGACCGCUCGUGACCUUCUCGAAGGUGUUAAGCAGAAACACUCCUGGAUCACGUACUCCGACCUCUGGACUCUUGCUGCCGUUGCGGCAAUUCAGGAGAUGGGUGGCCCCAAGAUUCCGUGGAGGCCAGGACGUAAGGAUGGUGACGUAUCUGCUUGCACUCCCGAUGGUCGUCUUCCCGACGGGUCCAAGGACCAGAAGCACCUCAGAACCAUCUUCAAUCGUAUGGGCUUCAACGAUCAAGAGAUUGUCGCUUUGUCAGGCGCCCACGCUCUUGGUAGAUGCCACACCGAUCGUUCUGGCUUUGUUGGUACGUUGUCCACCCACCCUAGCGGUAUGAUUAUAAGCUACGGGGCUAACGUGUUGUUACACUUAUAGGCCCCUGGACUUUCUCUCCAACGAUGUUAACAAACGAUUACUACAAACUCCUGCUUGAGGAGAAGUGGGCCUGGAAGAAGUGGAAUGGACCAAAGCAAUUUGAGGACGUCUCGACCAAAUCCCUUAUGAUGCUUCCAACCGACAUGGCACUCAUCAAAGAUAAAGAAUUCAGGAAGCACGUUGAGAGGUACGCCAAGGAUAACGACCUCUUCUUCAAGGACUUUGCGGACGUCUUUGGGAGGCUGCUCGAGCUCGGUGUUCCUUUCGAUAAGGAGGAGAAGUUUAUCUUCAAGGCCACCACCGAUUAGGCACUGUUAUCAGGAUUGGGGUGGAUGAAUGGUUUGUGGGGGGAGAAAGGGGGUUUCAGUGGCAGUGAUACCAUUUUCCUCCUAAUCUAGUCUCUUUCAAAUUUCGGUAUACUUCAUGGCGUUAUAGCAUUCGAUGAAAGUUCUCUUCCCUUCAAUUUUGAUUAUUCUUUCUUCUUUCCUUUUUAUUAGCAAGUUUCUGUCUUGAUUAGGACGAACAAAUGAAAAGAAGGAACGGGGAGCUCCUAAAGCCCAAUUCCAGAUUACUGU